Messenger RNA from Osmerus eperlanus (European smelt), 3283 nucleotides. It is a transcript of the gene itgb1a, whose product is annotated as integrin, beta 1a. The transcript has 17 exons. Gene Ontology annotation, cellular component: focal adhesion; integrin complex; cell surface. Bases 347 to 2764 code for a protein of 805 amino acids. Gene Ontology annotation, molecular function: fibronectin binding; laminin binding; C-X3-C chemokine binding. The record is from RefSeq and is a predicted model, not a curated record. NCBI's taxonomy places the organism in Eukaryota, Metazoa, Chordata, Actinopteri, Osmeriformes, Osmeridae. Gene Ontology annotation, biological process: cell adhesion mediated by integrin; cell-matrix adhesion; cell migration.
AGUGAGCGAUAGCGGACCACUGCGGACCUGUCGCUGCAUCUGAUUUUAAGAAGAAAAAAAAGACAGAAAGCAAAUUCUAUUAUUUUAGAAACACUGCGGCGUUUAGUGUAUAGUCCCGUUGCUAUUAACAACGUUGUUCCCUUAUUUAAUUUGUCCGUUUUCAAUGGAGAAAAUAAAGAUGGAAUGAUCUGUAAGAAGAAGAAUCUGCCGUGACUUCAGCAGGAGAAAGUGUCUCCCGUUGCCAACGGGGCAAUUGUUGCUGUCUCAGCUUUACAGAUCAUUUCAGGGUUUCAAAUUAAAGGAUAACUUUACGUAUGCAGCCUCUGAACAACGCCACGCAUUGAAGAUGGACCUGAAAAUACUUCUGCUAUCCACGUUGUUGGGAUUUAUUUGCGACAGCAGUGCUCAGCAAGAGGGGAACGAGUGCAUCAAGGGCAACGCCAGGUACUGCGGGGAGUGUAUCCAGGUCGGAGCCAAAUGUGGAUGGUGUACAGACCCAGACUUUCUGAAACAGGGUGAGGCCACGUCGACGCGGUGCGAUGAGAUUGAAUCUCUGAAGAAGAGGGGCUGCGCCGCCGCCAAGAUCGAAGACCCCCGCGGCAAGCAGAAUAUCCUCCGAAACAAGGCCGUGACCAGCCGCAGUAAGGGGGGAGUGAAGCUGAAGCCGGAAGACAUCACCCAGAUCCAGCCCCAGAAGCUCAGCCUCGUCCUCAGAUCUGGUGAGCCCCAGACUUUCAACGUGAAGUUCAAACGGGCCGAGGAUUACCCCAUCGACCUUUAUUACCUCAUGGACCUGUCCUACUCCAUGAAGGACGAUCUGGAGAACGUGAAGAACCUGGGGACCCGCCUGAUGCUGGAGAUGUCAAAGAUCACCUCCGACUUCAAAAUAGGCUUCGGCUCGUUUGUGGAGAAGACGGUGAUGCCGUACAUCAGCACAACCCCGGCCAAGCUGCUGAACCCGUGCACCGGGGACCAGAACUGCACCAGCCCUUUCAGCUACAAGAACGUGCUCAACCUCACAGAGGACGGCAAGCAGUUCAACACCCUGGUGGGCCAACAGCAGAUCUCAGGCAACCUGGACUCUCCUGAGGGGGGCUUCGACGCCAUCAUGCAGGUGGCCGUCUGCGGGUCCACCAUCGGUUGGAGGAACGUUACUCGUCUGCUGGUUUUCUCCACAGACGCCGGCUUUCACUUCGCUGGCGAUGGCAAGCUAGGUGGCAUCGUCCUGCCCAACGAUGGGAAAUGCCACCUGGAGGACAACAUGUACACCAUGAGCCACUACUAUGACUACCCCUCGAUCGCUCACCUGGUUCAGAAGCUGAGUGACAACAACAUACAGACCAUCUUUGCUGUCACUGAGGAGUUCCAGCCUGUGUACAAGGAGCUGAAGAACCUCAUUCCUAAGUCUGCAGUGGGAACACUGUCUGCUAACUCCAGCAACGUCAUCAACCUGAUUAUCGAUGCGUACAACUCUCUCUCCUCUGAGGUGAUUCUGGAGAACAGCAAGCUUCCCGAGGGCGUGAGCAUGACGUACCAGGCCCACUGCAAGAACGGCGUGGUCAACGAGGGCGAGAGCGGACGGAAAUGCUCCAACAUCUCCAUCGGCGACGAGGUGUCGUUCAACAUCGGCGUGACGUCGAAGGGCUGUCCCAAGCAGACUGACCCAAGCAAGUCUGAGGUGAUCAAGAUCAAGCCGCUGGGCUUCACUGAGGAGCUGGAGAUCACUCUGAGCUUCAUCUGCGAGUGCGACUGCCACAAAGACCGCAUCCCCAAGAGCGAGCUCUGCCACAACGGCAAUGGCACCUACGAGUGUGGCGCCUGCAAGUGUAACGAGGGGCGGAUCGGCAGGCAGUGCGAGUGCAGCACCAACGAGGUGUCCAGUGAGGACAUGGACAAGAACUGCCGCAAGGACAACGGCACGGACAUCUGCAGCAACAACGGAGACUGUGUGUGUGGAACCUGCGAGUGCAAGAAGAGGGAGAACCCUGAGGAGCGCUACAGCGGAAAGUUCUGCGAGUGUGACAACUUCAACUGUGACCGCUCCAACAACAAGCUGUGUGGAGGCCACGGGCGCUGUGAGUGCAGGAUGUGUAUCUGCGACGCCAACUGGACCGGCAGCGCCUGCGACUGCUCCCUGGGCACCUCCACCUGCCUGGCCUCCAACAAGCAGAUCUGUAACGGCCGAGGCACCUGCGAGUGCGGCACCUGCAAGUGUACAGACCCCAAGUUCCAGGGCCCCACCUGCGAAAUCUGCCCCACCUGCCCCGGAGUGUGUGCGGAACACAAGGAGUGUGUCCAGUGCAAGGCCUUUGGGACUGGAGAGAAGAAGGACAACUGUGAGAGAGACUGUAGCUACUUCAACCUGAUCAAGGUGAAGGACCGCGACAUGCUGCCCCAGCCAGGCCAGGCCUUCCCCCUCAUGCACUGCAAGGAGAGGGACGCCAACGACUGCUGGUUCUACUACACAUACGCCGUCAACAACAACACCGAGAAGGAGGUGCACGUGGUGGAGACGCUGGACUGUCCCUCCGGCCCACCGAUCAUCCCCAUCGUGGCGGGUGUGGUGGCGGGCAUCGUUCUGAUUGGCUUAGCCCUGCUGCUCAUCUGGAAGCUGCUCAUGAUCAUCCACGACAGGAGGGAGUUCGCCAAGUUUGAGAAGGAGAAGAUGAACGCCAAGUGGGACACGCAAGAGAAUCCUAUAUACAAGAGUCCUAUUAAUAAGUUCCAGAAUCCAAACUAUGGGCGUAAAGCUGCAGUUCUAUAAGGUGAAAACCCCAUCUACAAGAGUGCUGUUACAACCGUCAUCAAUCCUAAAUAUGAAGGCAAAUGAGCUCCUGGAACUACGCUGUUCAUUCAGAGGCCUCGGGUGUUAGUGUCAAGUCUGGCAUGUUGUUUUUGUUUUGUCGCUUGGUUGUUAUAACACAUUUAGCCACUACACUUUCAUUAACUAAUGAAUUCACUCAUAAUUUCAUUUCUUUGCGUUGCGUUCUGACAUGUGUACAGUGUGUGUUGUAAUUGUAUAUACGUACUUUUAAGUGCACUUUGUUGCAGAAAUUGAAAUGUCAUUUGCCACAGGACUGGUAUAGGCAAAAUGUUGUGCUUUUUCCUCAAAUAAUGUGGAUAUGAACUUUCCAAAAGGACCUCCUGUUAGUGUGAGGGACCUAAUCUGAACUUAAAACAGAUUUUCUGCAAUGUUGUCCCAGAGUUUGCAAUCAUUCAUAUGGACAAACUAAUGUGUGUAUGUGUUUAUACAUUAGACAUCCCAUACGAUACUUGGAUCAUU